Messenger RNA from Hirundo rustica (Barn swallow), 1005 nucleotides. RefSeq names its product proline-rich protein HaeIII subfamily 1-like. The coding region runs from base 1 to 1005 and encodes 334 amino acids. The record is from RefSeq and is a predicted model, not a curated record. NCBI's taxonomy places the organism in Eukaryota, Metazoa, Chordata, Aves, Passeriformes, Hirundinidae. The transcript has 2 exons.
AUGUGGCACAGCUGGAGCGUGUCCCACGGCCGGGGGCUGGCCCGCCUGGCGCCCCACGGCCCGGCCCGGCCUCCGCGGGGGCCGGGGCCCCCCCAGGCCCCGCCGCACGGCCGGACGCCCGCCCCGGGGCCCGAGCGGGGCCGCCCCGCCGGGCUCCGUCCCCCGGGAGCGCCGGGGCGGCCCCGGUCCCGCCCGUCCCGAGCCCCCCGCCCGCAGCGUGCCUGGCCUUACCCCCCCCCCCACCCCCUUUCCCCUCUUAACCGUCUUUCUCUCCCCUUUUCUCAUUGCGGCGGCGGCGGCCCCCGGGCCCGGCGCGGCAUCGCCGAAAACGCGGCCUCUGCGGCGCGGCGGCGGCGCUUCUGCGGCGGCGGAGCUCGGCCCCUCCCGGCGGGGCGGCGGGCGGGGACUGCGGCGGCCCCCGCCUCACCCGCGUGCCCGGGGCCGCCCGCCGCUCCUCGCCCGCCGUGCCCCUGCCCCGCUCGCUCCCGCCGCAACCGCCGUCCCCGUCCUACCCGCCCCGGGCCGCCCCUGCAGCCCAACCGAGUCCGGCCCACGGUCCUGCCCGGCCGGAGCCGCACGGCCGCAGCCCAGCAGAGGCCCCAGGCGGACCUGUGGCGCCCUAGGAAGCCUGGGCUGACAAGGAUGUGUGCCCUCCAGCACAGACUGGGGCCGCCACAUCUCCUUGCUGGGUGGAGAAGGCAGGGGAAGCCGUGCACCUCCCCCAUCCGCUGGCCGGCCCUGCAGUUCACCCCGCUGAGGGCACCCUCUCCUCGCGGCGCUCCACGGAUCGCCAUCGCCAUCGCCACGGGCGCUCCCGGCGACGUCUUCGCCGCCGCCCCCCGCACAGCGGCUCGCGCGGGGCCGAGGCCCUGGCCAGCCCCGGGGAUUCUCCGCCUCUGCCCGGGCACGGGUGGGUGGACGGACGGACAGACGGACCGGCCCCCGCACCGGGCCGCGCGCCCGACCGCGCCCCUGGGCGCGCCCCCGCGGGCCGAAGUGCUUUAA